This is a messenger RNA of Loxodonta africana (African savanna elephant), 5696 nucleotides long. RefSeq names its product S-adenosyl-L-methionine-dependent tRNA 4-demethylwyosine synthase TYW1. The coding region runs from base 199 to 2394 and encodes 731 amino acids. Lineage: Eukaryota; Metazoa; Chordata; Mammalia; Proboscidea; Elephantidae. Gene Ontology annotation, biological process: wybutosine biosynthetic process. The transcript has 16 exons. Gene Ontology annotation, molecular function: 4 iron, 4 sulfur cluster binding; FMN binding; catalytic activity. The record is from RefSeq and is a predicted model, not a curated record.
GCCAAUCGGACUGGGCCGCCAGCGCUCCGGCUUCCCUGCCCGGGAGUGGUAUGGCUGCCCCCAGGUCCGGGGCCCCAGGCAUGCAGUUUACGCUGUGCGACGGCUGGGGCUGGUUCUCGGUACCUUCGGCGCCCCCCAGACUCUUCAGGUCCCAGGUCCUAUUCUCCGGUUAGGUGGCAGGGCCUGGGCUCUGAGAACAUGGACCCUUCUUUGGAUACAUGGGACUUCUCUUCACCUUUGGUAUCAUUGUGGAUAAACAGAUUUUACAUAUAUUUGGGCUUUGCUUUUGGCAUUAGCCUUUGGAUUUGUGUCCAGGUUGUCCUUAAGAAGCAAGACAAGAACUCACAGGAGAAAUCUGUUCCAAAAGCCACGUGGGAUCUGAUGACAAAUGGUUCUGUCUCCCAUCAGAAGAGGGAAGUCUUUGUGUCUGGAGUGAAGAUUUUCUACGGUUCCCAGACUGGAACAGCAGAGAGAUUUGCAGCGGUUCUUGCUGAAGCAGUUACCUCCCUCGGUCUGCCUGCAACGAUUAUUAAUUUGAAAGACUGUGAACCAGAUGACCACCUAGUGGAAGAGGUUACUAAUAGAAAUGUCUGUGCCUUCCUGGUUGCUACGUACACUGACGGUCAGCCAACUGAGAGUGCUGGGUGGUUCUGCAAAUGGCUGGAGGAAGCAGCCAAUGAUUUUCGAUUUGGCAGAACUUACCUGAAGGGUAUGAGAUACGCGGUGUUUGGCCUGGGAAAUUCGGCCUACACGAGCCACUUUAACAAGGUUGGCAAAAAUGUGGAUAAGUGGCUUUGGCUGCUUGGUGCCCGUCGUGUGCUGACUCGCGGGGAGGGAGACUGUGACGUGGUUAAGAGCAAACACGGCAGCAUUGAAGCCGACUUCAGCGCUUGGAAGACCAAGCUCAUCUCCCGGCUGCAGGAGCUUCGUCGAGGAGAGAAAAAACCCAGUGGCAGCAACUGCAAGAAGGGGAAAUGCGAAUCCGGUCAGCAUGGCUCCGAGAGCCGGGAGCAGGGGUCUCGCUCUGCGGAGGAGUCGCCCCACAGAGACGCUGAGGAGGAGGAGCCCUGGGAGAGCAGCAGCGAGGAGGAGUGUGGCGCCGAGGACCCACGGGGUCUGAACUCUGUCGUUGACGUUGAGGAUCUUGGCGGCGUUGUGGGUCGUGUGAAGAAAGAAGAGAAAGAAAAGGAGCAACAGGAAGAGAAAAGUAGCUUGUUCAGGAGCACAGGGAAGAAUGAAGACAGUGAGAGAAGAGCCAUGAUAACGCCUGCUCUCCGAGAAGCCCUCACCAAACAAGGAUAUCAGUUGAUUGGGAGCCACUCUGGGGUGAAGCUUUGCCGGUGGACAAAGUCAAUGCUCCGAGGGAGAGGAGGUUGCUAUAAACAUACGUUUUAUGGCAUUGAAAGCCACCGCUGCGUGGAGACCACCCCCAGCUUGGCAUGCGCAAAUAAAUGUGUCUUCUGUUGGCGGCACCACACCAAUCCGGUGGGCACCGAAUGGCGGUGGAAGAUGGACCAACCUGAAAUGAUCUUAAAAGAAGCCAUUGCAAACCAUCAGAACAUGAUUAAGCAGUUUAAAGGAGUACCAGGUGUCAGAGCCGAACGCUUUGAGGAAGGCAUGAAGGUCAAACACUGUGCUUUGUCUCUUGUGGGAGAACCAAUCAUGUACCCAGAAAUCAACAGGUUUUUGGAGCUCCUCCACCAAUGUAAAAUCUCCAGCUUCCUGGUCACAAAUGCGCAGUUCCCGGAGGAAAUCAGGAACCUCAAACCAGUUACCCAACUCUAUGUCAGUGUGGAUGCUAGUACCAAAGACAGCCUGAAGAAAAUCGACCGCCCACUCUUCAAGGAUUUCUGGCAGAGAUUCCUCAACAGUUUAAAAGCUUUGGCUGAAAAGCAACAACGCACGGUUUAUAGAUUGACGCUCGUCAAAGCGUGGAAUGUGGAUGAGCUCCAGGCCUACGCUGAGCUGGUGUCCCUUGGGAGUCCCGACUUCAUCGAAGUAAAGGGUGUUACCUACUGUGGAGAAAGUUCUGCAAGCAGUCUGACCAUGGCCAACGUGCCCUGGCACGAGGAAGUGGUGCGCUUUGUCCGCGAGUUGGUGGAUCUCAUCCCUGACUAUGACAUCGCGUGUGAACAUGAACACUCCAAUUGCCUCCUGAUAGCGCACAAAAAGUUUAAGAUUGAUAGAGAAUGGUGGACGUGGAUUGAUUAUAAUCGCUUUCAGGAGCUCAUCCAAGAAUAUGAAAAUAGCGACGGAUCAAAAACUUUCAGCGCGAAGGAUUAUAUGGCCAAGACUCCUCGGUGGGCGUUAUUUGGUGCCCAUGAAAGAGGCUUUGAUCCCAAGGACACAAGAUAUCAGAGAAAGAACAGAUCAAAGGAUAUUUCUGGGUGUUGAGAUUAGCUGACUUCAGGAUGCUGAAGGACAAAAGCUGAAUGCCUCAGAAGUUCUUGGACUCCUUUGUGACUUUUCCAAGGACAAAUGUUACUAAUCCUGUUUCAUACAGACCAGACUCUCAGGUAAAACAUGAGGACACAAGUCCUGGCCUGGAGUGGGAAACAGCGUUUCUCUUUUAGCAUCUGGGAUUCAGUCUCAGGAUUUCUUUCCAGAACUCACUCCCUUUCCUGAUUGUAUUUCUGGGAGGAAAAUCUUUUUCUUUUCUUUUUUUGGGGGGGAGGGUAUGCAGUCAUUCUUAGAACUUAACUAAUAGUUUUGGAUUACAAGUGGUAAGACUUCCUAGAAUGCUGUUCAUGAGAGUCACACAGGAAUGACUAUCCGGCCUCUUCUCUUAGGGACCAGUAGCCUUUUGAGGAGCAGUGAGUUGUACUUCCCUGAGGUCAAUGUAUCUGCUUCCUUUAAGGUGAGAACUUGAUCCCUUUCUUAAAUAUCUCAACAUCUCUUGAGCACAAUUUAGGUUGUCAUAAUUGUCAAUUACUUCAAAAUACUUAAUCAACUUGUGUAAAUUUUUGCUUAGUACUGACCCAUUAGGAAAUUGAAUUGAAUCUUAGCUUCACUAGAUCUCUUUCUGUUCCCAUCCUAAUUACCAUGGGAGGUAACGUAUGGGUUGGAUUAGAGUAAAAUCUUUCUUCUAUAGGAGGAAUUGCCAUAUGAUGGCAUUGAGAACUUAGUCUCACCAACAGACUUUGAAACAAUGAAUGUAAUUUUCUUCUUGUGAAAAAGUCAGCAUUCAAGCCUCUUGUCCCUACACACACAGCAGGUCUCCGUCUUCCUUCACUCUCGCAGCUCUGCUGCUUUACCCAGUCUGUUCUUUGAGGUUCAGGUCUUUUCUAAGUGAAACAUUAAAUGCUCAGUAGUUUUUUUCUUUGAAAGUUGUCAUAGAUAUUUUAAAAUUCCUUUAUCCUAAAAAUUGAACUAAUAAAAUCUUUUUUAAAGACUUGGAGCACUGAUUUUCUUUUGGUUGUUAAUUUUAAAGAUGCUUCUAGUCCUGUGGUCCUCAGCACUGUGAGCUCUACCUCCUCCUUCUAUGCCAGCUGUUUUGUAACUUCCUCUAUUCCAUGCUGAAAUAAAAUCUCCAUAACCCAGUAAAAAUAAUCCAGUGCCGUCAAGUCGAUUCAAAACAUCUCCAUGGAUAAUGUGAUCUACCCACCCUCUUUGUUAAACACUGGGCGCCAUACUUAUUUAUAAACGGUAAAGUCAGAACAUUUAUAUCUGUUGUGACGUGGAAUGGGAUAGUGACAAAGUAUCACAAAAAUCACAUUUUCAUUUCUUGAAUCUGUCACAUCUUCAAGAUUGCCUUCAGCCUCUACUACUUAAAAGUCCUUGGAGAUUAUGUCAUUGAAUAAGCACCAAGGAAUAGAAGGCAGAAAAAGAAACGGCAAUUCAAGAGUCUAUCAAAAAGUAAUUUACCUUAUAGGAAAUCAUUUAAAUGGGUUAAACAGUCCAGCAAAAAGAAAGAGAAGGCUGAAUGAAUUCAAAACAAAGAGAAAAAACAAAACAAAAGAAAACCAUGACUCAACUAUAUACUGUCUUCAAGAACAUUGUUUAAAGACACAGAUAGAAAAUAAAAGGAUGAAUAAAGAUAUAUUAUGGAAGAAGUAAGGGAGAAAGAUGUGGCAGUCUGCAUCCAUAAAGACUUAAACAGCCUUGGAAACCCCACAGGGCAGCUUUACUCUGUCCUAUAGGUUUGCUAUGAAUCAGAAUCCACUUGAUGGCAGUGGGUUUGGUUUGGUUUUGGUUGUGGAAGGAGUAACCAAAAAAGAACUGGAGCAGUUAUACUAACAUCAAACAAAAUAGAUGCUAAGACAAAAAUUGUCACUAGAGAAAAACACAGACAUGUUAUAAUGAUAAGAGGGUAUACCUAACAUCUCUAUAGAAUACUCCAGUAAGAAAAUGGAAGAUCUGAGCAACACUAUAAACCAGCUAUACCUAACAUCUCUAUAGAAUACUCCACCCAAGAACAGCAGGAUACACAAUCUCAUUCUCCAGAAAAGAUCUUCUGUUAUGCCAUAAAGCAAGUCUCAAUAAGUUUAAAAGGAUUGGAAUAAUAUAGAAUAUGUACUGUGACCACAAUGGAAUGAAAUUAGAAAUCAACAACAGAAGAACAUUUGGAAAAUUCACAAAAGGUGGAAAUUAAACAAAUCACAAGGGAAAUUAGAAAAUUCUUUGAUGUAAAUGAAAUCAGAACAUAGUAAAGCUUAUGGAAUGCUGCUAAUGCAGGGCCUAGAGGGAAAUUUAUAGCCACACUAGAGAAGAAGUACCUCAGAAUCAAUAAAUUAAUCUUCCACCUUAAGAAACUGGAAAAAGAGAACAAAAUAAACCAAAGCGAACAGAAGGAAUGAAGUAAUACAGACCAGCGUGGAAACAGAGGAAAGAAAAACAAUAGAGAAAAUAGUGAACCAAAAGUUGAUUCUUUGAAAAGAUCAGCAAGAUUGGCAAACUUUUCCACCAAGAAGAAAUGUCUCAGAGAAAUCCAGAAGGAUACAGGGGCAUGACUACCGGUGUUGCAGAAACAAAUCUGGUGAUGAGGGAUUGCCGUGAACAAAUGUCUGCUAACUGAUGAAAAAGAAGAAUCCCUAGAAAGACACAAACUACCAAAACGGACUCAAGAAGAAAUAGUAUCUAUUUUAAACAUUGAAUCUGUCAUUUAAAAAUCACACAAAAAACAUCCAAAGCCCAGAUUUAUUGGCAAAUUCUACCCUUGAAUGAAGAAAUAAUGCUGAUUUUACUCAGUCUCUACCAGAAAAUUAAAUAGGAGGGAACGUGCAUCAGCUGAUGAAUGGUUGAACAAAAUGGGAUGGGUCAUUCAGUGAAGUAUUCACACCAACCCAGAAGGAAGCACUGCCACCUCCUAUAAUAGGGAUGAACCUUGAAAACAUUAUGCAAGGUGAAAGCAGCCAGUCACAAAAGACCACGUGUUGCAUCUUCAUUUCUGGGAAAUGUCCUUAUUUGGCAAAUUCAUAGAGACAGAAUGUAGAUUAGUGGUUGUCUGGGGCCGGGCGGGCGGAAUGGGGAGGUGCUAAUGGAUAAGGAGUUUCUUCUUGGAGUGUUGAAAUGUAAAGUUCGAUUGUAGCGAUGAUUGUACACCUCUGAAUACACCAAAAACCACUGAAUUGUACACUUGAAGUGGGUAAAUUAUCUGGUGUGUGAAAUAUAUCUUAAUAAAGCUGUUAAAACAAAAAUAGCACAGAAGCAAACCUGAAUGUUUAUAAAAAUACAGGAUAAAGAAUCGUAAAUCAAUG